CGGGGCGACCUACCGCGCUCCGCACUGCUUCCCCAUGGGAUGCCGUCAAAAGGGACAGAUUGUCGACGAUCGUCCACUUUGAGUCUGUAUUGGCAGGGAGGAGAUUAGCAGCUCGGGGCAUGAGGAGCCGAAGCCCCAAGUCAGAUAUAAAAGCCAUGGGCGCCUGCGUCUCCGCUGUCUCGUGAUGACGAUUCAGAGAAGAACCCUAUAUACCUAAUUUCUGCUUCGUCACAAUGCGCGGGCCGAUAGUCGCCGCGCUGGCCAUUGCGACCCUACCUUUCGUCUCUGCUCAACUCUCGUGGGAUGAGGCGUACACCAAGGCCGAAGCAGCCCUGACCAACCUCUCGCUCUCCGAUAAGGUUGGCAUUGCCACGGGCAUCGGCUGGCAGGGAAACGGAGGCUGCGUGGGCAACACCCACCCAGUCGAGUCCAUCGGUUACCCAUCACUUUGCUUGCAAGAUGGUCCCCUUGGCGUCCGCUACGCCUCGUCCAUCACGGCAUUCACCCCCGCCGUACAGGCUGCCUCGACAUGGGAUCGGAACUUGAUCCGCGAGCGAGGGCAGUUCCACGCCGAGGAGGCUAGAGCCUUGGGUGUCCAUGUACUGCUGGCGCCUGUCGCUGGCGCUCUUGGCAAGAUUGCCGAGGGAGGUCGCAACUGGGAAGGAUGGAGCCCUGACCCCUACUUGACCGGCGUCGCUGUUGCGGAGACGAUUGAAGCAAUGCAAGCCGUCGGCGUCCAGGCGACCAUCAAGCACUACAUUGCCAACGAGCAGGAGCUCAGGCGCGAGACCAUGUCGAGCAACGUGGACGACAAGACCAUGCACGAGAUCUACCUCGCGCCGUUCUACGAUGCUGUCAAGUCGGGUGUCGCAGCGACCAUGUGCAGCUACAACAAGCUCGAUGGCACGUGGGCCUGCGAGAAUGACCACGUCAUGAACGAGCUCUUGAAGGGUCAGCUCGGAUACCAGGGAUACAUCAUGACCGACUGGGGCGCGCAGCACUCUAACGCCCCUGCUGCCAACGCUGGCCUGGACAUGUCCAUGCCCGGCAGCAACUACAACGGAGGCGAUGUCUACUGGGGCAAUGGAGGCCUGGAGGGUGCCGUCCAGAGCGGCGAUGUGGCCGAGGAGAGAGUCAACGAUAUGGCGAAGCGUAUCCUCGCCGCCUGGUAUAAGAUGGGGCAGGACGGCGAGUACCCUCCGCUCAACUUGGACCUCAAUGUCCAGGGUGAUCACGGGGCCAAUGUCCGCGCCUGCGCACGCGACGGCAUCGUUCUGCUGCGCAAUGAAGACAACAUCUUGCCAUUGGCGAGCCCCUCGUCCAUUGCGGUUAUUGGCUCUGCUGCUGUAAAGGGAGACCACGCCAACAACGUCUGCGUCGACAAGGGCUGCAAUGACGGUGCCCUGGGUAUGGGCUGGGGCAGCGGGAGUGUCGAGUACUCUUCCUUUAGUGAGCCAUAUGCGGCGAUUGAGGAGAAAGCCCCCGGUGCUGUCACGCUGAGUGACAGUGACGAUGCUUCGAAGGGCGCGGCGGCCGCGAGUGGGAAAGACGUGGCUCUGGUCUUCAUCACAGCUGAUUCUGGCGAGGGGUACAUCACGGUGGAGGGCAAUGCGGGCGACAGGAACAAUCUCGAUCCCUGGCACAAUGGCAACGAGCUGGUCAAGGCCGUCGCCAAGGUGAACGAGAACGUGAUCGUCGUGGUCCACUCUGUGGGCGCCAUCAUCAUGGACGAGAUCCUAGCCCUACCAUCCGUCAAGGCUGUCGUCUGGGCGGGUCUUCCGUCUCAGGAGAGUGGCAACGCGCUCGUCGAUGUACUCUGGGGCGAGACGAACCCGAACGGCAAGCUCGUGUACACGAUUGCGAAGCAGGCCAGUCACUACAACACCCAGGUUGUCUCUGGCGACGAUGACUACGAGGAGGGCGUGAUGAUUGACUACCGGCACUUUGACAGCGCUGGCAUCGAGCCCGAGUUUGAGUUUGGAUUUGGCCUCUCAUACACCACCUUUGACUACGCCGACCUCGAAGUGCAGUCCUCAGCCACCUCGGGCCCUAUUGCUGGCGACAUCGUGUCCGGUGGCCCUGCAGACUUUUUUGACGAGGUGGCCACCGUCACUGCGAGCGUAACCAACAGCGGCGCGGUCGCUGGCGCAGAGGUCGCACAGCUGUACCUGUCCUAUCCAGAGUCGGCAGCCGGCCAGCCACCGAAGCAGCUUCGUGGGUUCGCCAAGCUGCCGCUGGAGGCGGGUGCCUCUGGCCCCGUAAGCUUCAGCAUUCGCAAGAGGGAUGUCGCCGUCUGGGAUGUGGAGGGUCAGCAAUGGACUGUCCCUGCUGGGGAGUUUGGCGUGCUGGUCGGCGCCAGUAGCCGUGACAUUAGGCUGGAGGGCACGAUCCAAGUUGCUUGAGGUAUUCGGAGGGACAAAUUGCAUGGCAUAAUGGUUGAUAGAGUCUACGCAUCUAUUACAUUGAUACAUGUAUGAUCUUCACCCUGAGAGUGUGUCUUCUGUCACGGCUAUCACGUGUCU
Messenger RNA from Emericellopsis atlantica, 2522 nucleotides. Its product is annotated as glycoside hydrolase family 3 protein. Gene Ontology annotation, molecular function: beta-glucosidase activity. The record is from RefSeq and is a predicted model, not a curated record. The transcript has 2 exons. Bases 234 to 2402 code for a protein of 722 amino acids. NCBI's taxonomy places the organism in Eukaryota, Fungi, Ascomycota, Sordariomycetes, Hypocreales, Bionectriaceae. Gene Ontology annotation, biological process: glucan catabolic process.